UAUAGUCUCGUUGCUUGAUCUCUUUGAGGAUGGCGGCUGCUCUGGCCUUGCGUCUGCCCUCGUUGUGGACGGUAUGGACGUUUCGGGGCACAGGGGCCACUUCGAACUUGUCUCGAAUGCACCUAGGCAUCGGGGUACUGACCAUCGGGAAUCCCGCAGGGUGGUAACCCAGCUCUUCGAGGAUCUCUUAUCUUAGCGGCGCUUUCUUUAACGCCUUAAAGAGCGGCGCUUGGACUGGUUCAUUGCCAACGUUUUUAGAUUUUUCACGUUCAUUGCUAAUAACCUUUUCCUCCCGCUUUGUGGCCCGCGCCACGGACGCCCCCUGCUGUUCGGCCGUGACGCGUGGGACACGCGCCAGAAAUUGAGACGAAGAAGAGGGACAAUGAUGGCGGCGACCGGUGUGACAGGGCCUCGAGGGGAGCCGUCUGUCGUCAACGGCAGCCUGGACACCGUCAUCGGGUCUGACCUGGAUGGGGACCCGCUCUGGACGGCCAGGCUUCUGGCGACCAGGCCAGACGACAUCGUCAAGGCUUACCAGGACUACCUAAGCGUCGGCUGCAACGUGCUGACGACUUGUACUCUGCGAGCGAGCGUCCAGGCGCUGCAGGAGCACCUGUCCGUCAGCGUCUCCGAGGCCGAAGACCUCAUCGCCUCCAGCGUCAGACUGGCGCGUCGGAGCGCGCUCGACAUGCCCCGCACACUUGGCGCCGAUGACCGAACGCAUAAAAAUAAAGCGCCGCCGCGCAUCUCCGAGUCCAGCGCUGGCAGCGCCUCGGCGGUGCGCGUCGCCGGCUCGGUGGGUCCGUACGGCGCGUACCUGUACGACGGCUCCGAGUACAACGGCAGCUACGCGGACCGGCUGUCGUGCGACGAGCUGCUCGACUGGCACCGGCCCCGCGUGCGGUGUCUGGUGCGCGCCGGCGGCUGCGACCUGCUCGCCUUCGAGACGGUGCCCGCGCUGCGCGAGGCAUUGGCCCUGGUCCGGCUGCUGCGCGAGUUCCCGGGGGCCAGGGCCUGGCUCAGCUUCAGCUGCCAGAACGAGCGGCUCACGGCCAAGGGCGAGAGCGUCGCCGACGCGGUGCGCGCCUGCCUCGCCGUGGACUCGGCGGGGCAGCUCGAAGCCAUCGGCGUCAACUGCUGCCAGGCAUGUUCGACCUGUGUGUGUGGACGCGCGCGUCCUUCCCGCAGGGCCGCGUCGACGAGUGCAAAGGGCUUUUCUGGCGUAUACGGUAUAGGACUGCUGGCCAGCUCGCGGUUUCGCUAUGUAGCAUCCUGUCCAUAG
Molecule: messenger RNA, 1282 nt
Organism: Dermacentor andersoni
Lineage: Eukaryota; Metazoa; Arthropoda; Arachnida; Ixodida; Ixodidae
Biological process (GO): S-methylmethionine cycle
Molecular function (GO): S-adenosylmethionine-homocysteine S-methyltransferase activity
Source: RefSeq, a predicted model, not a curated record